This is a messenger RNA of Diaporthe citri, 2241 nucleotides long. RefSeq lists its product as uncharacterized. The record is from RefSeq and is a predicted model, not a curated record. Gene Ontology annotation, molecular function: RNA binding. Lineage: Eukaryota; Fungi; Ascomycota; Sordariomycetes; Diaporthales; Diaporthaceae. Gene Ontology annotation, cellular component: ribonucleoprotein complex. The coding region runs from base 1 to 2241 and encodes 746 amino acids. The transcript is spliced from 3 exons.
AUGGCCGCCCCUGCUUCUACCGGCGCUGUUGACCAGCUCGCUGCUGAUCUCGGCAACACCAGCCUCAACGGCUCCGACAAGAACCCCGCCGCCAUCAACACCACCGUCAACCCCUCCGAGGGCGCUGAGGAUGGCGCCGCUCCCACCCCGAGCUCCGCCGCCCCAGGCAACCAUGCCUCCUCCGCCUCGCUCUACGUUGGCGAGCUCGACCCUACCGUCACCGAGGCCAUGCUCUUCGAGCUCUUCUCCCAGAUCGGCCCCGUCGCCUCCAUCCGUGUCUGCCGUGAUGCCGUCACCCGUCGCUCUCUCGGAUACGCCUACGUGAACUACAACACCACCAUCGAUGGCGAGAAGGCUCUCGAGGAGCUGAACUACACCAUCAUCAAGGGCCGCCCUUGCCGCAUCAUGUGGUCCCAGCGUGACCCCGCUCUGCGCAAGACCGGUGCUGGCAACGUCUUCAUCAAGAACCUCGACGUCGCGAUCGACAACAAGGCCCUGCACGACACCUUUGCUGCCUUCGGCAACAUCCUCAGCUGCAAGGUUGCCCAGGAUGAGCACGGAAACUCCAAGGGCUACGGUUUCGUCCACUACGAGACCGACGAGGCCGCCUCUCAGGCCAUCAAGCACGUUAACGGCAUGCUGCUCAACGAGAAGAAGGUCUACGUCGGCCACCACAUCCCCAAGAAGGACCGCCAGAGCAAGUUCGAGGAGAUGAAGGCCAACUUCACAAACGUCUACGUCAAGAACAUCCAGACUGACUGCACUGACGAGGAGUUCCGCGAACUGUUCACCAAGUAUGGCGACAUCACCUCGGCUUCGCUUGCCCGUGACCAGGAGACCGGCAAGAACCGUGGUUUCGGUUUCGUCAACUUCACGACCCACGAGGCUGCCUACAAGGCUGUUGAGGAGCUGAACGGCAAGGACUUCAAGGGCCAGGACCUUUACGUCGGACGUGCUCAAAAGAAGCACGAGCGUGAGGAGGAGCUCCGCAAGUCAUACGAGGCCGCCCGCAUGGAGAAGGCCAGCAAGUACCAGGGUGUCAACCUGUACGUCAAGAACCUGAGCGAUGAUGUCGACGACGACAAGCUCCGCUCCAUCUUCUCUGAGUUCGGUCCUAUCACGUCUGCCAAGGUUAUGCGCGAUGCGAUUGAGGCCGGUGACGAGCAGGAAGACUCGGAGGGCAAGGACAAGGAGAACAAGAAGGAGACCGAGGAGACCUCUGGUGAUGACGAGUCCGGCGAGAAGAAGGACAAGAGGACAGAGAAGAAGUUCGGCAAGAGCAAGGGCUUCGGUUUCGUGUGCUUCAGCAACCCUGACGAUGCCACCAAGGCCGUUGCCGACAUGAACCAGCGCAUGAUCGACGGCAAGCCUCUCUACGUUGCCCUGGCGCAGCGCAAAGACGUUCGCAAGUCCCAGCUUGAGGCUAGCAUCCAGGCUCGGAACCAGAUCAGAAUGCAACAAGCCGCCGCUGGCAUGCCCGGCCACUUCAUGCAGCCACCCGUCUUCUAUGCUCCUGGUCAGCAAGGCGGCUUCCCCGGCGCUGGCGGACGUGGCAUGCCCUACCAAAUGGGCAUGCCCAUGCCUGGUGCUCAGGCUGGUCGUCAAGGCCAGUUCCCCAACGCCUUCCCAGGCCAGCCUGGCGGCGGCCGUGGAGGCAUCCCCCCUCAGCAGAUCCCCCCCAACAUGUACGGCUUGCCCGGAAACUUCCCUCCCGCGGGAUACAACCAACCCAACAACCCGCAAUUUAUCCAGGCUUUGCAGCAGGUCCAGCACCAAGCUGCUGCUCUCGCCGGUGGCCGUGGUGUCCAGCCCGGUCGCGGGCCCAUUCAAGGUAUGGGAGGCAUUCCUGGAAACAUCCAAGGUGCUCCAGGCCGUGGUAACAUGGGCCGCCAAGGCUUCCCUCAGGGCGGUCGUGGCGCUCCACCACCGCAAAUGGGCGGUAUGUCUGACCUGAGUGCAGCCUCGCUGCUUCAGGCUCAGGUUGCUGCCGCGGCUCCACCGCAGCAGAAGCAGAUUCUGGGCGAGGCCAUCUUCCCCAAGAUCUCCAACCUGCAGCCCGAGCUUGCCGGCAAGAUCACUGGUAUGCUCUUGGAGAUGGACAACCAGGAACUCAUCAACCUCAUCGAUGACGACAACGCCUUGCGUGCCAAGGUUGACGAGGCCAUGAACGUUUACGACGAGUAUGUCAAGAACCAGGGUGAAGAUGGUGAGAAGGAGGAGAAGGCGGAGCCCAAGGCCUAG